AUGGCGGAGAUACCAAGCAUGGUCCCAGAAGUCCCGAGCAUGAUCCAAGACUCCUCCUCCGAUCCCCCACCGUUCGCACCCUCACGCCGAGUCAAUGUUCCCGCUCCCCGGUCACCAUCACAACCAGCCCCAACCAUCUACCUCAGAGGCUUCAACUGCGUUGCUAGCGAUCCAGAGUACCACCUCGCACGCAGUGUGACUGGAAACGUGCAGCCGUACUGGUUUGAAGAAACGCGGAACCCCGCAGUCCACUAUGGCCCCUCUCGGCGACAGAGAAGAGAAAACGCCACGCGACGAGCUGGUCAGGUCGAAGACACUUAUCUCGUCAUUCCCAACACCGAGGAAGCUAAGCAGUCGGACAACAAUAAGAUGCAGCGAGAAGAAGCGAAAGCAGCAUUCCUGGAAGCCAUGUGGCCAACGAUCCGCGACGAAUACCUCGCCAUGUUCAAUCUAACUAGCCUCGCACCCAAGCAGGAGGAACGGAUGAAGACUGAUACAAUGGUGUUUCUGGAGGAGGAGUGGAAUAUUCUGGAGGAAGAGCGUAGGGCUGAGACUGAGAAGCAAGAGGAGACGGAGCAGCAGGGAAAGCCUAUCGUUCGCUUGCCGGUUCGCAAUGUUUCGGAUGGGAAGGGAGCGUCGGAGAAGAAGUUCAAGAUGAAGGGGAAGGGGAAGGGGAUGGUAAAGGUGAAAGAUGGAAGUGGGGCGGAGACGAAAGGAGAGAAGAAGGGGAGUAUUUCGCAGAGGCUUAGGAAGGUUUUGGGGAUGACUGCGAGGCCGACAGUGGUGAAGGAUGGGGUUGUUGCGCCGCCUUUUCAUCCGGUAUUGUGA
Molecule: messenger RNA, 828 nt
Organism: Alternaria hordeiaustralica
Lineage: Eukaryota; Fungi; Ascomycota; Dothideomycetes; Pleosporales; Pleosporaceae
Exons: 1
Coding region: 1-828 (275 amino acids)
Source: RefSeq, a predicted model, not a curated record